Molecule: messenger RNA, 1536 nt
Organism: Hyaloperonospora brassicae
Lineage: Eukaryota; Oomycota; Peronosporomycetes; Peronosporales; Peronosporaceae
Source: the annotation of a GenBank genome assembly
AUGUCCACCUCGAUAGCGGAACCAGGAGUGAAACGCCCGACGACGCUCUUGCACUCGCUGGUGUACGAGGCGCCCCGGAAGACGCAGAAAGCGCAGGCCGAGGACGAAAAGGGCAAGCGCUGGACACCCGAGCAAGACGCAGCGCUGCGCCAGGCGGUCGAGGAGUUUGGCCAGCGCAACUGGAAAGCGAUCGCCUCGCGCGUCGACGGGCGCAACCACGCGCAGUGCCUCCAGCGCUGGAACAAAGUGCUCAAGCCGGGGCUCGUCAAGGGCCACUGGGCCUACGAAGAGGACAGCACGCUCGAGCACAUGGUGCUCCAGGGCUGUCACUCGUGGGGAGAAGUGGCGACGUACAUUCCCGGACGCACUGCCAAACAAUGUCGAGAGCGGUGGCGGAAUCACUUGGAUCCGAGUAUCAACAAGUUCCCUUUUACGCCGGAAGAAGACCGUGUGAUUCAGGACGGGUUUCGAAACAUGGGGAACCGGUGGACGCAGAUUGCCGAGUUGCUGCCAGGACGUACGGAAGACGCCGUGAAGAUGCGCUGGAAGGCGCUGAACCCGAACGAAAAAGUGAAGGCCAAGCCAGGGCGUCCGAAACUGAUGCCUGGUAUGACAGUGAACAAACAGCGGUCUGCGAUACCUCCGCUGCCUGAUGAUGUUGUUGCUCCCGCGAUAAAUCGAUCGGUUAUGACGCCGUCAAUGCCACUGUACGGGAACACCGGGUAUUCUGCCCUGAUGCUUCAUCCGGACGAUCGCAUACCAAAUGACGCGACGCUAUCUUUGGACACGCUACAGAUGACGAUGCCAUAUACAGCGCAGUCGCCGUCGACAGCGAUGACGAUGCCAUACACAGAGGACUCGCCGUCGACAGCGAUGACGCAUCAGUACCCUGAACCUAUCAUCGAGCCACUGAGCGACGAAGUGAAGGCCGAGAACGAAACGAAGGAUGCGGCGAUACUCAGGGAGCUGCUCCGUAGCCACUCGAGCAGCUUGCUAAGCUUUGGUAGCUCACGCGGGUUGGACUCCUUUGCGGACAUGUCUCCGGAGGAUUUGCUAGCAAGUGGUGAGUUGGACGAGAUGUUUCGUGCGACCGUAUCCAUAUCGAAGGACAAAAGCGAAAGAGGCCGCCCGUCGAGUACGAGUAGCAUGCUGGACACCCUGACUAGCUCUUUUAAGGAUCCGGAAUCGUUGCAGAAGGCAAUGCAGAAUCUGGAUCACGAGGACCAGCAUUUAUUUCAGGGACUCAUUGACAGUUGGCGUGCGCAGGUGUCGGUCGAUUGCGUCACUGCGUCCGAAGUCGAUGACCAGAUUGCCAAUCUGCCAGUCGACCCUAACGCCUACUUGCAACGCAAUUUUGGAACAAACAGUGGGCGCAAUCUGACCCGCGCGUCGCCGGACGCCAGUGAGACGCGCUCAUUUUCACGACGAAGCGCAAAUGGGAUCUCGUACGAGCUCGGUAACAUUACGACCGAUAUUGAUGACCUGCUAGACUCGGACCUCAUGCGGCCCAUUCGAAAGGGUAAAUUGUGUCGAUAG